UAAGGCAAUUUAGAAGUAGCUAAGCAAAGAAUAUUAUCUCAGUGACCACAAGCUAUUCACGCUAAAGAAUGGAAGACGAGAAAGAGAUAGAAAUAAUGGGCGUACCACUAAUGGCUGAAGGUAUGAAGAUAGUUUGUCUGAAAUCAGAUUACAACAACAAAUUUUUGCGUUACAAGUAUGAAGAUGUUCAAACACAUGGUCUUCUUCAGUUUGCUGCUAACCAAGUUAUGGACCCAUAUGCCCAAUUUGAGGUCGAGAAAUCCAACACUUAUGAUGGUCUUGUCCAUCUCAAAUCCCGCUACAAUAACAAAUAUUUUGUCAGGUGGUCGCCUAAUCACUACUGGAUUACUGCAUCAGCUAACAAAGUAGAUGAAAAUCAAAGCAAUUGGAGUUGUACAUUGUUCAAGCCAAUAUAUUUCGGUGAUAAUAAUGAUGAUACACAAAAAAUGCGACUUUUACAUGUCCAACUUGGUCAUUACGCAUGUUUGUUGAGGCCUAAUGCCUCUUUUGAUUCAUGCUUAUUUGCAGGGUCAAAAGAAAUUGAUAAUGACUCAUGUGAUGUUUUCACUUUUGUAAACUGGGAAUCACUGUUUAAUUUACCCAAACAUGUUGCAUUUAAGGGGGAAAAUGGUAAAUAUUUAGGUGCAUUUGAACACAAAGGGAUUCCAUGUCUACAAUUUUCUUAUGACAAUCUUGACAAUCCUAAGGUCGCCCACGAGUUGUUCGAAGCUCCUGAUGGUACACUUUGCAUAAAAUCGAGUCAUGUUGGAAAGUUUUGGAGAAUUGGUGACGGUGAUUGGAUUGUAACUGAUGCAAAUGAUCCCCGCGGUAGUAGCAACACUGGUGCAAUGUUUAGGGCUGUUGUGCGUGACGUUAACGUCGUUGCACUUCUAAACAUGUCCAAAACUUGGUUUUGUAAGAGAUAUACUCUCAAUGACAAGGAAAGCUUCCUGAAUGCUGCUACUCAAAAUGUUGACGAAUUUGCAAUACUAAAGAUGAUUGAUUUGGGAACAGGGUUAUCCUGUGUAUAAAAGCAAGACUUGUCUGUGGAAUUGUUUAGGCGUAUCGCCUCGUUGUGAUUCAUCGAAUAUCUUUCCGUUUCCUACUUUCCCAUUUGGGUUGGGAACCAAGUUUGGUGUGUGGUCUGUUGUGCACUUUUUUUUUUUAAAUAAUAUAUUUCUUUUAACCUUCUUAAGUUGUAAAAUUUCUUUUCGGAUAUGAAUUCAUAUAUUAAAUAUUUGGGUUUUUUCUAAACUAUGCCCCUUAGGUUAUUGAAAAUCUAAGUUGUACUCAUGCUUUUUCAAAGUUAUAAGUCGUGCCCUCCACUUCAAAAUAUUUUAUCAACAAUACCCUUUGACAGUCAUAUCUGUUAAUGGAAGCUAAGUUAUUUUAUCGACAAUGAUGUCAUGACAUUAUUUAUUUGACACGUAUUCCAUUCUAAUUGGUUUAACACUUUAAAAAAAUUAAAAAAUCAGAAAAUAAAAUAAUAAAAAAGGUUAUUGUUAACGUCAAAAGUUAUUGUUAAUAAAAAUUAGUGAGGUUGAGGGCACAACUUAGACGUUUGAAAAAGCAUGGACACAGCUUAGAAAACGAAGAAGUUUAGGGGCAUAACUUAGAAAAACCUUAAAUAUUUUUUUGUUUUUUGAUCGAAUUUUAAAUUCGGUAUCUAUCUCACCUAACCCAUGCUCGGGCCUAUUUUGGCAUGAAAAGCAUUUCUUUUGAAAAUUUGGACACAUCACAUCAUGCAGCAAGUGUGUUAUUUAGACACACUCAUACACCAUAACAUGUAGCAAUCCAUCAAGCAAAAAACAAAUCCUCCAUCAAAAGAGAUAAGAAGAAUUCGGUCUUUCAUAAGAUUAAAAUCGUCCUAAUAAAGAUAAUGAAAAGUCUUUACAUUACUCGAUAAAAAAAUGACGUCCCUUUAAGAAAAGAAAGAGUUAUUAUAGACCUAAAAAAAAAAACUUGUUUAUAAUAUGUGGACCAUAAUUGACACGUCAAUUGUAUAUGUACAUUAUUGUCAUGAUUUUACACUACAUCUUAAAGUGUACUCCCU
Messenger RNA from Chenopodium quinoa (quinoa), 2053 nucleotides. RefSeq lists its product as uncharacterized. The record is from RefSeq and is a predicted model, not a curated record. The coding region runs from base 69 to 1031 and encodes 320 amino acids. The transcript has 2 exons. Lineage: Eukaryota; Viridiplantae; Streptophyta; Magnoliopsida; Caryophyllales; Amaranthaceae.